UUAAAUUUAAUUUCGUUCCCGCACACGCUGCUCUGCAGGCUUUUGUGCCAAAGUCAUAUUAACCCCUUGACUAGUUAAUAUGCACCGCACGACGUGGCCCACGUGCCAUGAAUAUUCAUAUUGAUGGCGGGUUUUUUUCCGGUGUCGUCUGGGCUGCUAUCCGCUCCCUCCUGUCCUUGCCGUUUAACGUAACCCUUUAACUGCUGCCGUUAUGAAAGCUUCCCGGAAGGCUCCGCAGUCGGGCUGCUUUCCACAAACUCUCAGAAAGUGCGCUGGCCUGCUCCUGGUGUACGUGUCGCUGCUCGCCGCUGAAACAAUGACAGAUAAGACCGUGCUGCCGAGCAGAGAGCGGGCUCUGAAGGGAAGGGAGGAGAGAAUGGUCGUAGCAGAUAAGCAUGCAGUUAAUGGGAAUCCCACUGUGGAGCCUUUUCCAGAAGGCAUGGAAACCAUCAUGUUUGGAAUGGGUUGUUUCUGGGGAGCUGAGAAACUGUUCUGGCGGCUUCCAGGAGUCUUCUCCACCCAGGUGGGCUUCGCCGGGGGCUUUACACCCAACCCGACCUACAAUGAAGUCUGCACAGGUCUGACAGGCCACACUGAGGUGGUGAGGGUGGUGUUCUCCCCUCAAGACAUCAGCCUUGGGGAGCUCCUCAGACAGUUUUGGGAGAACCACGAUCCUACACAAGGUAUGAAGCAGCACAACGAUCAAGGCACUCAGUAUCGUUCGGCCAUCUACACAUCCACUGCUGCUCAACGGGAGGCUGCAUUGAAGAGCAAAGAGGCCUUCCAGAAGGAGCUGGACAAGAAAGGCUACGGUCCAAUCACCACCGAGAUCCUGGAGGGACAGGAGUUUUUCUACGCUGAGGAUUACCAUCAGCAGUACCUGAAGAAGGUGCCCAAAGGCUACUGUGGCCUGAAAGGCACCGGGGUUGGUUGCCCUAUUGAAGGCAGCAAAGACGAGCUGUGAGGAGGUGAAUGAUGACAAACACAGGCAGACGAUUAAAACUAUGAAUACAAAAAAGGGGAAAUUUCACAGCAACAAAAUCUAUUAACUGAAAAAACAUCCUUAAAAAGUAUUUUCUUAAUGAUAAGUAAUAUGGAGCAGAAAUGCAAACUUUAUCAAUCAUAAAUAUUUUCACAUUUAAAACACUAAAUACAUAAAAUAGCUCUUUGUAAACAAGAAGGAAGUCUACAUAGUGACAUAAUUAACAUGUCAAUAGAAACCAGUGAUACAAAAGAAUGGAAAUAUACUUUCUUAUCCAAUAAGGGGGGAAAUUGAAGUAGACCAGCAGCAAAGUGAAAGGAGAACGCAGAUCUGACAUCAAAUAAAAGGCUUUAUAGCAAGGGCACAUUUACAACAGAGGGAAAAGUCAACUCAGAUUACAGAAAUGUGCAACUGAGGAUGAAUAUUAAACAAUAAUAAUAAUGUCUAUCUUCAUUUAUACAGACAGAUAUUUACAAGAAAGGAAAAUAUGUGCAAUGGAUCAGAGAGUUAAUCUACGAAACAAAUAAUGACAACUAAUAUUAAUGCUUAUUUGCUCUUUAUUACAUGGAAAACUAUAUGUUAAACUGUAAAAACCUAUAAUUUCUGUUAGGAGUGGGUGAUAUGAAAAGCAAUUCAGAUUAUAAUAUUUUUUGUUUUUGUCACUUUUUUUUUUUACAUUGAAGUCAAAAUCCCAAUUUUAUUACAAUUGCACAAAACAGUAAAGAAAAAAAAAGUCAAAGUGCAUUUAAGCCUAAGUAAUAAACCAAGGGAUCAAUAUUUUGCCAUUUGGGACCAAAUAUAACUGACAUUUAGUUAACAUGCAGCAGAUCUCAGAAAGAAACACGCUCUGAUAAAACAUCAGCUUUCUGUGAUUGAAAAGAAUCUUUUCAUGAUGCAAACAUUUCUGCGGUUUUCCCACAUCUAAUUUGAUAUUUGACAUAACCAAACUGAACUCAAAACAAAGGAAGCCAUAAAAGAGUUGCUGUACCAUCAGUGUUUACAUCUUUAAGAUAAAACUUACAGCUUUGAUGUAACAGUUUAUUUAGGCUUUUAUCUGCAUCUCAUAUUUGGACAAUCCCUCAGAUUGUGACAGCAUCUGUCCUUCUCGAGUCUCUUUAUUUUGACCCACACAACUUGUCUGACCUAGUUCUGAACUCCUUUAACUCGCCUUAGCUUUAAUAUUUUGCUGUUAAGCUGCUACCUUGGAUAUAUGAUUAGAUAAAUGAUGAUGCUGAGAGAUUAAAUGCAUCGUCGUCCUUAGCUUUCUGGCAGAAUCUAAAGUUUGCUUAUCUAAUUUAGAAUUGUUCAUAAUACCAAUUUGACUAAAACUUCAGCUUCAUAUAAACAAAAGCAACCCCGGAUCAUGAUGCUACCACCUCUAUGCUCUUUGUAGCUUUUGGAGCGGUGGUCCAGUUUGGUUUCUUCACACCAAACAUUACAUAUUUAAAGGCCUAGAAGUUUUGUUUGGUGUAAAUUCUUGUUUCCUUCAGACUUGCUGAUUUGACGACUGGUGUGAACCUGAGUCUGAAUCCUAACACUCCAUCAAAUGGUGGUUCUGUCCAGCAUUACUUUAAGGGUGUGUACAAAGGAACUAAUGCAGUAUUUUUUGGUUUUCUGUUUCUUCAUCCAUAGAUUCCCUUUUUUUAUUUAAAAUGGACAGGAUAUUUGUCACAUCAAAGUAGGAAAAGCUUUUAAUAAGAUUUAUCAUGGUCUAAUUUUUUUCUUAUUUACAAAUAGUGACAUUUUAAUAGAGGUAUGAACACUGUAUUUAAGAGUACUUUCACCAGGAGAGUACAGGGGACUUAGUUCUUUUGAGUAAGGAUUCCCCCAAAAACUAUGUUCCUUUAUUCAUCCUCGUUCAAUUUCAUGUUGUAUUUAAAAACAACAAAAAAAGAUAACAGACAUAACCAACAUCGUGCAGCCUGCAUAGCUGUUCAUUAUGGAUGCUAUCACAAGAGGCUGUCUAUUGAGAGCAGCAGAUGAGGCAGCUGGCCUAUAGCCUGUUGCUCUGUGCACAGAAGAAGACAGGGAGGAGUUAGAGACUACGGCCUGCUUUUUUAGGUUUACAGACACUAAGAGGUAUUGUAAAGAUUUAAACACUUUCAGACCGAAAAGAUGUUCGUAGAUCCUGAAGUUCACUAUCCCCCUUGAAGCGGACCACGCUGGUGUGUAGGGGACCAACGUUCACUUCAUCUUCUACAGACUAUACAAGAAACCACAUUCAGAUCUUUUCCAAGACUUGAAAACCACUUAAUCCAAGAGUUUUCCUUGUUUUACAUUUUCAUUUUAAAAAUGAAAUCAUCUCUCUGCUUUGGCAGAUCUUCAGCAUAUUCUGAGCCUUAAAUAUACAAAAUCUUCAUAUCUCCCACGCCUAAUUGCAGUAUUUUUGUUGUCUAACCAUUCAGCAUUACUCACAUUUAUUCAUAGCUGCAUAAACCUUAAAAUUAUACGUUAUCGUCCAACUUAUUAGGUACACCUUGCUGGUUUAACUCUUUAUAUCUGUGGAACUGGCCUUUUUCACUGUUUAAUAAAUUCAUCUGGUGUCAGAAACAUUCCUCUGGGAUUUUGGUUCAUAUUGAGAUGACUUGACUUCACCCUGUUGCUGCAGAUGUGUUUGCUGCACAUCCAUGAACUAAAGAUUGCAAAGAGGCUCUACUGGACUAAGAUUUUGUGACAUUGGAGGCCAUUGCAGUAACUUGAAAUAGAGCCGGGCGAAUAUUUCAUCACAGUUUUUAUAAUCGCAGAGACACUGAAUUUUGGUGACAUUAAAUUUAGCAAGAGCCAGACAUUUACUUUCUCACUCCGGUCCUUUAGAUGGUCAUAAAGGGAAGAGAAGGUUGAAGACAGAGUGCAGAUUCAUGCAUGAAUAUGUUGGGUUUUUUUUUUCUUUUUUAACAGUAACAGUAAAGUCCUGCAACAAAGCAUGCUUUCAGGGUCAAGAAAACCAUUCAACCCUUGAAUUAAUCAUCUACAUUAUUGUGAUUAUUGCAAAAAAUCACAAAAUUGGUUAAAAUAUAAAAAAAAUUUGAGACGUAACAAACUUUUUUUAUAUUGAAGAAACCAGUUAGAAAUGAUCUCACCUUUAUGGCAUGUUGCUAUCCUGCUGGAGGGUUAGGGUUACUAACAGGCUCAACUUUGAGGAGAUUAUCUCCCACUGCAUUAAGUUAACACAGCCAAACUGAACCAUUGAUUAAAGAGAGGCUAGAUCUAUUAUUUCCUGUUCUGAGCUCAGAUUCUGAUCAUACCAUCUGCAUUUUUGAAGCUGUUAUUGAGAUUCAACUGAAGACGGAACGUUUUUCCAAGAAGUUAUUGUUCAAUGUUGUCCAAUCUUUGUGAUCCUGAGAGAAAUAUCUUCUCAGUUUUCUGUUUUCAGCUGACAGAAGUGGCGGCAGCUCCGGUCUUGGCAGCUGUAGCCUCAAACAUUCAACAUGUUUCGUCUUCAAAUAUGGUAUUCUGCAUACCUUGGUUGCAUAGAGUGCUUAUUUGCGCUACCUUUGCCUUUCUGUUAUUAUCGUCUAACAUCAAAAAAACAGUUUCACCCAUGAAAGUACCUGUGGUUAGGUAUUUCCCCCCAUUCUGAUGCUUAACUUGUGCUCCAGCAAACCGUCACAUCUGGAUGAGUAAAUGUAAUAAGUUACAGAGUCUCUGCCUUUUUUACCAGCUACUUAACAGGUGUACCUAAUAAAAUGGCCAUAAUGUGUACUGUCAAAUGUUUCUUUUACAUAACUGUGUUGUUAUUCAUGUAAUAACUCAAUUAAUAAACCUGCAAAGACAUAUUUAGUGCUUUAGCCAUAACAUAAGAAUAAGCAGCAAAGGAUUUUAUAGACAUAUGUAGCUUAAAAGUUAUCACACAAAAAAAUUGAUUCAAGGAUUAAAAAAUUGCAUAAAAGAAAAAGUGAACUCAUUAAGGGUAAAAAGGGGAAAAAAUGGGCUUUGCAGUUCCAGUCAGUGUCCACAAGGUGGUGGUAUUUCUUAAACAUGAGUAACUUCCAGUUGCCUUUUUCAUGUUUAAAAUCAUUUAAAACAAAAUACUUUAUUUUGAAAGUUAAGAAACUAAAAAAAAAAAGAAAAGAAAAAUUGGAGGAAAAAUUCUGUGC
Molecule: messenger RNA, 5079 nt
Organism: Cyprinodon tularosa
Lineage: Eukaryota; Metazoa; Chordata; Actinopteri; Cyprinodontiformes; Cyprinodontidae
Gene: msrab
Product: peptide methionine sulfoxide reductase MsrA 1
Exons: 6
Coding region: 212-964 (250 amino acids)
Biological process (GO): cellular response to oxidative stress
Cellular component (GO): cytoplasm
Molecular function (GO): peptide-methionine (S)-S-oxide reductase activity
Source: RefSeq, a predicted model, not a curated record